UUCAUUACUUUUUUAUAGAUGGGUGCCGAGAUAUACGAUCCUCGAUUGUAUAUCCAUUAUGGCCCAAGGGAUGCGAGUCUCUUAACCGAUCAAGAAGCUCAUCGCUCUCGUGCUAUUUGGGAUAACUAUCCGGAAUCGCUUGUUCCCGUGGUUCAUAAAGGGACCAAUAACUUGCCCGCUUGGCAUCCAAGGUUGGAGCCCUACAUAGCGAGGACCGGUUUGGGAAUGUUGCGCCAUUUCUUGCGGAUCGAGAUCGACAACGAUCUGCUUACGGCAAUGGCGGAACGAUGGCGUCCCGAAACCCAUACAUUCCACCUUCCGGAGGGGGAAAUGACGAUCACCCUCAAAGACGUGGCGAUCCUCACCGGGCUUCCUAUUUCUGGAGAUGCAGUCAUUGGUUCCACGACCAAACCCGAAGGAGGUUGGGGGCCGCUCAUACGUGAUCGUUUGGGCUUCGACAUGCCGACCACCACACCAAUUCAAGGACGGGGGCAUCCACCGUUGAAUGCGGGGCAAGUGUCGGUCCCGUGGCUGGUAUCUCACAUCCAGCAAGAGGUGGAAAUCAAUGACGAGACACCGGAAGAACAAGUCGAGCGCUACGCCCGCAUCUAC
Messenger RNA from Linum tenue, 612 nucleotides. Lineage: Eukaryota; Viridiplantae; Streptophyta; Magnoliopsida; Malpighiales; Linaceae. The record is from the annotation of a GenBank genome assembly.